Molecule: messenger RNA, 1569 nt
Organism: Salpingoeca rosetta
Lineage: Eukaryota; Choanoflagellata; Craspedida; Salpingoecidae
Exons: 14
Coding region: 73-1455 (460 amino acids)
Biological process (GO): biosynthetic process
Cellular component (GO): cytoplasm
Source: RefSeq, a predicted model, not a curated record
CACAACAACAACAACAACAACAAGCGACAAAAAGACAACCACCUCUCCUGCUGCACCUCACCCUUGAACGCGAUGGACACGACGGCGUUCCGCAGCUCGUCGCCGACACCGAGCGAGCGGGCUUCGACCGACUUUGUCGCUCGCGAGAUGAGCGAAGCUGCCAUUGCAGUGACGGGGGUCCAACGGUCUGCGACCCAGCAGGAUGCCCAUGCCAAGAACGUCAAGGCCGUCAUCAUUGUUGGUGGUCCCAAACACGGCACGCAGUUCCGGCCACUUUCCCUGAAGUGCCCGAUGCCACUGUUCCCUGUGGCUGGCAUGCCGUUGGUGAUGCACCACAUCAACGCCAUCAGCAAGGUCGACGCCGUCUCGGAAAUCAUCCUCCUCGGCAAGUACCCCGAGAACAUGUUCGCGGACCUGGUGGUAGAUGCCAAGCGUCAAACCGGCAUUGCUGUCAGGUAUCUUCAAGAGUACACGGAGCUUGGCACCGCUGGCGGCCUGUACCACUACCGCGACCUGAUCCUGCGCGGGAAACCAGACGUCAUGCUCGUCAUGCACGGCAACCUUUGCUGCGACUUUCCUCUCCAGGAUAUCCUUCGCUUCCACACCAACGUCGCAUCUGGCAAGCACACCACCAUCAUGGCCGUCAAGGCGCGCAAGGAUCAAGCGCACCAGUACGGAAACAUUGUGGCGGAUUCGUCCACCAACGCCAUCAUGCACUACGUGGAGAAGCCGAGCACGUGCGUGAGCUGCGACGUCAACGGCGGCGUCUACGCAUUCUCCCCAGAUAUCAUCGACCAGAUCAAGGAGGUGUUUGUGCGUCAAUUGGACAUGGGCGUUGAGGGCGCCAUUCACUUUGAAAACGACAUCUUCCCAAAGCUGGCUGGCUCGGGUCAGGCGUUUGUGUUCAAGUUUGACGGAUUCUGGAGCCAAGUCAAAUCAGCAGGCUCCGCGGUGUACGCGAACCGCUUCUACCUCAGUCUCUACCGCUCAAACGACCCAACGCAGCUCGCACAAGCAACAGCUGACGGCCCCACCAUCGUCGGCGAUGUCUCCAUCCACCCUUCCGCCCGCAUUCACCCCUCCGCAAAGAUUGGCCCGAACGUGACCAUCGGGCCGUACUGCACCGUGGAGGAAGGCGUUCGCAUCAAGGACUCGAUUGUGCUCAAGAACUGCCACGUCGAGAAGAACGCGUGCAUCCUGAACAGCAUCAUUGGAUGGAGCAGCGUUGUGCGGGCGUGGAGUCGUGUUGAAGGCUCGCCCGUUGGUGCGGACCCGAACAACCCGAGCACACACAUCAUGCAGAAAGCCCUCUUCAACCAGGAGGGCAAGCUCGAACCAAACAUCUCCGUGCUCGGUGAGGGCGUCACGGUGGACGAGGGGCGCAUGCUGCUGCACACGCUCGUGCUGCCCAACAAGGAGAUUACUCGCGACCACAAGAACGAAAUCAUCCUCUAAUCACACACACGCACACACACACACAUGUUGCUUGCUGUCUUUACAGCGUGUGUGUUUGCUUGUUCGCCCCAACUUGUUGCUUGUGCUUCUCGCGCAAUACACGGUUCGAGUGGA